This is a messenger RNA of Meloidogyne enterolobii, 846 nucleotides long. The record is from the annotation of a GenBank genome assembly. Lineage: Eukaryota; Metazoa; Nematoda; Chromadorea; Rhabditida; Meloidogynidae.
UUAUUAGGCGGCUACUUUUCCCCCCCUUCCCUCCCUCCUCUUGAUUUUCCCGUGAUUUUUGUUUUUGUUUUUUUUAAACGAUUCCCCCUCCUCCUCCUUCUGUCCAUUCCUUAUUUUUACAUUAACUCGAUCUGUUUACAUUUUUAAAUGUUUUCUUAACGUGAAAAGUUUCGAGGGGAGAAAAUGUUACUUUUAAACAUUACAUUAUUUUUUAUGUUUUUAAUAAUUCUUUUUUUUUCUCCUUGAUUGUCUAGACAAUAAAAAAUGUAGUAUAGAAUCAAAACAUAAAACAGAAAAUAUAUAAAAAGUGAUUGAGAGCUUGUUUGGGGUCAGCUGGUAAAUUUUAAGUAUUUUCGGGGUUUUCUGAUUUUUUCUGAAUUUCUGGUUUUUUCAGAAUUUCUGUUUCUGAUUUUUAAAAAUUCUGGUUUUUUUGUUCGUGAUUUUUUGAAUUUCUGAUUUCUUCUGAUUUUGUUCUGAUUCUGCUUUUAAAAAAUUCUGAUUUUGUUCUGAUUCUGAUUUAUAAAAUUCUGAUUUUUUUUGAUUCUGAUUUUUCUGAAUUUCUAAUUUUAUUUUCUUAUUCUGAUUUUUUUCUGUUCUCUAAAACAUGUUUCUUUUCGUACAUUGUAAAAUGCAAAUAUUUCCUAUUACUCUAGUGUCUCCACUACAGUAUACCUUACGCGCUUGCCAACAUUUUCUAUGGGGCUACGACUUUUCGUCAAAGGACUUUCCGUCAAUGGACUUUCCGUCAAUACUUUUCGUCAAUGGAUCUUACAUCAACGGACUUUUCAUCAAGAAAUAAACGCUUUUAAGAAAUUCAGAAAAUUAAUCGGCCUGUUCGAAGCUACA